GACCCAAGUUAUCAAAAAUCAUUUGUGGUAAUGUGCACUCUUUCUUCAGUUGGAUUUUAUUACUUAAAUGCAAUCCAGUUUUCCAACCUUUUUUCGCCCGAAGGCUGGUUUCCGAGUUUGCUGAUAAGAUAUAGAUCAAUGCAUAGAUCAAGUUGAUUUUAUUUUUUGUUUCCGUAAAAAAACACAGAAAGAUAAGCCCCUUCAAAUUAAGGACGAUCAGUCCCUUAUCAACUUAUAAUUGUCGGUAUCGAGAAAAGUAAAUUGGCGCCGCGGGGCGUGUUGACGAGGGGUUGAUGAUUCAACAACAGUGGCGCGUCCGACUUUUUGCCGAGGGAACGGUACGGCAUAGUACCAGACGUUGUAACUGUAGUAAAUUUAUAUAAACGCAUAAAAUACGCGUUUGGACAGUUUAACUACGAGUUGAAUAUACUUGAGCGAACGCCCGACAAUCAGAAAGCUGCGUUUGCGUUUGCUACGUACCCGGCAGUGGAUCAACAAGUGUCUGUUGGAACAAGGACAGAUCUUGGGGCGCCGGAGAAGACGUCCUUCAUUUUGUAGACGACGCUAUGGGGUCGGCGGCGUCUAGGAGAAAGAAGAACGCCGCAACUAAACUUAGUGCCAUCUCAGCAGUGACAAGCAACGCACCUAAACCACCAGGUAAUGAAGAAUCAAAUAAAGGCAAUGACAGCGCCACAUUGCAGCAAGAACCAGUACUGCAGCAGAAGGAAAUAGAAAAUGGUCACAAUGAAGAAAAUGGAAAAAGUCCAGUUACAACAAAUGGUACAAAUGGACAUGACAGCAGUGCCACCAUGCAACAAGAUGCAGUACUGCAGCCAGGGAGACCAGCAGACGGACACCUGCAGAACGGUGCAAGCAAAAAUAGGGAGACCAUUGCUACAACACGUGAUGGGUACAUCACAGAACAGCCCCGACGGACGUACACAGCAACAGAGCUGAAGCAGCUGAUGUUGGCAGCGGUUAUCAUUCAAAGGUAA
Messenger RNA from Branchiostoma floridae (Florida lancelet), 995 nucleotides. RefSeq lists its product as uncharacterized. The record is from RefSeq and is a predicted model, not a curated record. Bases 567 to 995 code for a protein of 142 amino acids. NCBI's taxonomy places the organism in Eukaryota, Metazoa, Chordata, Leptocardii, Amphioxiformes, Branchiostomatidae. The transcript has 5 exons.